Molecule: messenger RNA, 768 nt
Organism: Meleagris gallopavo (turkey)
Lineage: Eukaryota; Metazoa; Chordata; Aves; Galliformes; Phasianidae
Source: RefSeq, a predicted model, not a curated record
GAAGCCGCAGCUGUUCGAGCGGCAGUUUUACAGCGAGAUCCUGGACGCCAAGCUCACCAUCACCGUCACCAUGCGCACGCUGGACCUCAUCGACCAGGCCUACGGCUUCGACUUCUACAUCCUAAAGACCCCAAAAGCAGAUAUGUGCUCGAAGUUGGGGAUGGAUUUGAAGCGAACGAUGCUGCUGCGACUGGCACGGAGGGAUCCCAAGCUGCAUCCUGAUGAUCCGGCCAGGAGAGAGGCGAUUUAUGACAAGUACCGGGAAUUUGUGAUUCCAGAAGAGGAAGCUGAAUGGGUUGGCUUGAGUUUAGAAGAAGCAAUAGAAAAGCAGAGGCUUCUAGAGAAAAAGGACCCCGUCCCACUCUUCAAGGUGUAUGCUGAGGAACUCGUCAACCAAUUGAAAGAACAGGCACUUGAGAAGGAGAAGGAAAGAAAUAAGUAGAGCAGAACUCCCUGCUACAGAUGAAGCUGUGGGGUUCAGAGAGCCUUCUAUGUGAGCCACACUUGUGGAAGAGGCAAUGCAAUGAGCGUGCCAGGGGACGUGUUGCAGUUAUCAACAUCUAAUUAUAGCAGCCUAAAUUCCAUUGAGGAAUUGUCCUUGUUGGCUGAGGAAAAGUUUUCUGUCCUCUGGUCUCUGAAAGCAUUCUUGUAAGACUGACUUGAUGUGGUGGUUCUGCCUGUGCAAGCAGUUGAUUGCUGUUUAGUUUGAUCCUGAUAUAAAAUGAAAUAUUAUGCAUCUGGAGAAUACCAAUAAACUUUUCUCUGAUA